CAUCGCCCAGUCUGGACGUGACCAUACGGUUGAGAAAGCGCGUCCACUGCCCACUCCUCCUCAGUUGUCACAGCGUCGCUGAGAGGAUCCAGAAGAGGAAUGUCUUGUUGGCAAAGGAGAAAAAUGAAAGCUAUGGCCGCCGCGCACCGCUGCCUCUUCCUGCUCCUCCUGUCCACGUGCGUGGCUCUGUUGCUGCCGCCACCCCUGGGUGCCCUGGGAGCCCCGCUGGAGCCAGAGUAUCCAGGGGACAAUGCCACAGCAGAGCAGAUGGCCCAGUAUGCGGCUGAGCUCCGCAGAUACAUCAACAUGUUGACCAGGCCCAGGUAUGGGAAAAGAAACAAAGAAGGCAUGCUGGACUUCUUGGAGUGUGGGUCUCCCCACUCAGCAGUCCCCAGGGAGAUCGAUACAAUGGACUCAUAACGCCACUUCCUGCUCCUCCAACUCCAGGGCGAGGCUGGCCCAGGUCUCCCAUCUGCACCCUUGGCUCUGGCUGUAGCUUGCUCCCUGCUCCCAUACUGGCUAAAUAAAGCACAU
This is a messenger RNA of Cervus elaphus (red deer), 534 nucleotides long. RefSeq names its product pancreatic polypeptide (gene PPY). Gene Ontology annotation, cellular component: extracellular region. The record is from RefSeq and is a predicted model, not a curated record. Gene Ontology annotation, biological process: feeding behavior; neuropeptide signaling pathway. Bases 100 to 420 code for a protein of 106 amino acids. The transcript has 4 exons. Gene Ontology annotation, molecular function: neuropeptide hormone activity; neuropeptide Y receptor binding. Lineage: Eukaryota; Metazoa; Chordata; Mammalia; Artiodactyla; Cervidae.